This is a messenger RNA of Selaginella moellendorffii, 4314 nucleotides long. Its product is annotated as probable phospholipid-transporting ATPase 8. The transcript has 8 exons. Gene Ontology annotation, molecular function: ATPase-coupled intramembrane lipid carrier activity; magnesium ion binding; ATP binding. NCBI's taxonomy places the organism in Eukaryota, Viridiplantae, Streptophyta, Lycopodiopsida, Selaginellales, Selaginellaceae. The record is from RefSeq and is a predicted model, not a curated record. Gene Ontology annotation, biological process: phospholipid translocation. Bases 729 to 4172 code for a protein of 1147 amino acids. Gene Ontology annotation, cellular component: plasma membrane.
UAGGUCGUGGCGAAGGCGCUGUGAAGCUGCUCGCGCGCGACGAGGAGGACGACGACGGAGUAGUUUACCCUAAUAUCUUGGAGAAUGAGGGGCGCUGGAUCCGUGAGAGCGCCAUGGCUAUGGUCGUCGCCGCGCGACGGAUCAACAAAGGCUGCCGCCAACGCGCUCUGAGGUAUGGCCGGACGAAAAUGCAGUUCCCCCAUUCCUCGCCGCCGCCCCUUGCUUUGUUUUCUUGUGGCUUGGCCCUUUGCCCGUCCAAAGUCCCAGAAGGAAUAGUGGCGCUCCUCCCCAUUUUGGUUUGGAGAGAUUUUUAGCAGUCUAGCGUCCUUGUUAGGGAGUCGGGCCCUUUUUUUCUUUUCUUCCUUUGCGGAGUUCCUUCCUCUUUUUCGUUGUUGCCUUGGGCAUAAAUUUGCCUUCGUUCGUCCGGCACCUCGCUCAUGCGGUCCAUGUGUUCACGCUGUUUGGGUUCCACUUGCUCACACGAAAGCCUUUUCAUGGAACUUUCAUGAAUGCCUUGUCGGCACGUUGCCAUUCCGGUUGACUUUGAUGCUUGCAAGUUCGUGUCAAAGAGCGCGCAAUUGCUGGAGGAGGUUGCUUACUCGUUCUAGAAGUUGGGAUCUCUGACUUGUUAUUUUGCUUUGAAGCGGCCCGUGCCCCUUUCCUCUCUCCUUUUAAGGCUUUUCGUUGACAGUAAAGAGGAGGAAGUUUUGCUUGUAGGAGGCCGAGUUAUGGGGCCGGAUUUCCUUGUGCACGUAUGGAAGAGUGCGAGGAAAUGCUGGAGUGGAAGAUCUAAGCGCGGUGGGGAUGCGGAGGAUCUACUGGCGAUUGCUGAUGGAGACGAGCAUGAAGUCCACUGCAACAAUCCGCCUCUCAAUGCCCCUUUCAGGUAUCCAGACAAUAGAACCUGGACUACAAAGUAUACAUGGUACAGUUUCGUACCGAGAUCUUUGUUUGAGCAGUAUCGGCGAGCAGCUUAUUGGUACUUCACGGCUAUGGCGGGGCUGUCGCUAACGCCCUUCAGUCCAUACCGACCAGUCAGCGUUAUUUUGCCCCUUCUCUUCGUCAUUGCCCUCGGCAUGGCGAGAGAGCUCUGGGAGGAUGUUCGUCGAGCACGAGGGGAUCGUGAGAUUAAUUCCAGGCCCGUGACAUGUUGCACGAGAGGCACGGCACAAGUGAAGCUGUGGAGGGAGCUUCUGGUCGGAGAUGUGGUCAAAGUCAAGGACAAGGAGUUCUUCCCCGCAGAUCUACUGCUUCUGCAAUCCAGCAAUUCCGAUGGAGUGUGCUACGUUGAGACGAAGAACCUCGACGGGGAGACUAACUUAAAGGUCCGACAAGCGUCGCAAAGUACAUGUCAUUUGGUUAGCGAUGAAAGCUUCAAGGACUUUGAUGCGGUUCUGAAGUGCGAGCCUCCCAACGCCUCGCUUUAUACGUUCAGCGGCAGGCUGGAGUUUCCGAAUGGCCAGGUUUCUCCCAUGGGACCGCCGCAGGUGCUUCUCAGGGACUCCUGCCUCCAAAACACGGAUUACGUAUACGGGGUGGUGAUUUACGCGGGACGGGACACGAAAGUCAUGAGAAACGCCAUCAAUCCACCGUCGAAACGCAGCCGCAUGGACCAGAAGCUGGAUCACAUCAUGUGGGUUAUGUUUGGGAUACUCUUCGUCAUGAGCUUGGCAACGGGUCUAGCAGGUGGCCUCUUGACGAGGUUCCGACUGUCGAGGCUGUUCUACUUCAGGCCUUUCGAGGACAAUCCUUAUUACAAUCCCAGGAGAGCAGCCAUCGCUGGUAUCAUCGCGUUUGUAAACGGCCUGGUGUUAUAUGGCUACCUUAUCCCGAUCUCUCUCUACGUCACGCUGGAGAUUGUCCGAGUGAUCCAAGCCUUGUUUAUUGGCCAGGACCUGGGCAUGUACGACGAGGAGACUGACCGGCCUGCGAAAGUGAAGUCUUCCGGGUUGAACGAAGAACUUGGACAAGUGGAUACCAUCCUGUCCGACAAGACUGGAACGCUCACUGCCAACCAGAUGGAUUUUUGCAAGUGUACCAUCGAUGGGACUUCAUAUGGGACGGGAUCUACAGACGUUGAAAGAGCGUCCAAGAGGCUGGGAAUACCUUUCCUGGAGGCCCACGCCGAGGAUGCUGACACCAGUGAUCCGGUUGUGAAGGGGUUCAACUUCCAGGACGACCGGUUGAUGGAUGGGAAGUGGCUGAAACAGGAGAAUGCCGACAGGAUUAAGCUUUUCUUCCAGACGCUCGCUCUCUGCCACACAGCGCUACCCGAGGGUGAUAUUGCGGAUCCAAAAUCUAUCCAGUAUCGCGCUGAGUCUCCCGAUGAGACUGCUCUUGUGGUGGCGGCCCAGCAGUUUGGAUAUGUUUUCUACAAGAAGACCCCGACUACUCUAUAUGUGAGGGAGAUAACUGGAACCAAAGGAGAAACUGCUGAUAAUGCUUACGAGCUUCUAAAUGUGCUGGAGUUCAGCAGCGCCCGGAAACGCAUGUCGGUGAUCGUGCGCCUUCCAGGAGGUAACAUCGUGCUUCUAUCGAAAGGUGCUGAUUCCGUGAUGCUCGACCGUUUGGAUCGCCAUGACGAAGAACAUAUAUCCAUAACACUGGACCACUUGCGAACUGCAGGAAUCAAAAUAUGGGUUCUAACGGGAGACAAGAUGGAGACCGCUAUUAACAUUGGCUACGCAUGCAGUUUACUGCGACCCGGCAUGGAUAAACUCAUCGUAAGCCUGGGAGGAUCGUCAGUGCAGGUUCUUGACGAGAAGCUGUCGCAUGGAGGAUUGUCCCCGGACGAAAGAGCGAGAAGAAGAAAAGAUGAGCUGCAAAAUUUGGUUCGUCAGCAACUCGACGACGGCCUGAGAGCCUUCGAGAGCAACAUUGAGCUGGAUGAACUUCCACGCGGGAACUCGUCAAGUCGUCAUGAAGGAGGGUCUGGCAGGUUUGCUAAUAUCCUUCAAAGAGACAGCGGAGGUGUCUCAAGCUUUCGAUCCUUUGGAAGCCAGAACCUACAGAGAACGAUGUCGAGAGAUAGAAGCAGCUACACAAAGAUGGACGACGCUGUGAAUGAUGCCUAUGCACUUGUUAUCGAUGGUGAUUCACUGGCAGUCAUACUGACGGGAGAUUUGCAGAACUUAUUCAUGGAGCUAGCUACAAAAUGCUCCUCGGUUAUUUGUUGUAGAGUUUCACCCAAGCAGAAGGCAUUCGUGGCGAAGCUGGUAAUGAAGGGAUUGGGUAAAGACAGGCUUUGCCUGGCUAUAGGCGACGGGGCAAACGACGUGGGAAUGAUCCAGGUUGCCAACGUUGGUGUAGGGAUUAUUGGCGUCGAAGGUGCUCAGGCUGCUAUGGCUGCCGAUUUUACCAUCGCAAAGUUCCGAUUUUUGGAGAGACUACUCCUUGUACAUGGUCAUUGGUGUUAUAGACGUAUUUCGGUCAUGAUUCGCUACUUUUUGUUCAAAGUCUGCCUCAUAGGCUGGAUUUCUGUCUACUCGAAUAUUUUCACGGUGUUUUCGGGCAAUCCUCUCUACGACGACUGGUACGCAUCCUUCUACAGCACGGUGUUCACCGCACUUCCUGUUGGAGCGGUGGGAACGACAGACCAGGACGUUUCCGCCGACGACUGCAUAAGAUACCCGCAGCUUUACCGAGCAGGCCAGAGGCAGCAGUACUUCAACACGAAGCUGGUGUUUCUAUCUAUCAUCCACUCGGUCUACGCAUCGCUCGUCAUCUUCUUCUUCCCGGUGGCACUCUACUUGGUCUCGGCGUUCCGAUCAAACGGGCAGCCAGCCGCGCUCCAGGACUUCGGAGCGGCACUCUUCACCGGACUGGUCCUGGUACCCAAUCUCCAGCUCUUCACUUACGUGCACUACUUCACCUGGAUCCACCACUUCCUGAUCUGGGGCAGCAUUCUCGUCUGGUUUCUCUUCCUCAUCGUCUACGGCUCGCUAUCGCCAGAGCUAUCGACCGGGGCUUUCAGGGAGUUUGUGGAAGUCUUGGCACCGUCCCCGAGCUACUGGCUGCUACAACUCUUGGUGGUGGUGGUGGCGAUCUUUCCAGAUGUGAUCGUCCGGAGCUUCCAGUGGCUGCUCAGGCCAGCGGACUACCAGAUCGUGCUGGGCUUGGCGAAGUUUAAGAGUCAGACUACCACUACCACGCCGGCUCCAACACCGGCCUAGAGACGAUUUUUGCUUUGCCUGUGAUGGAUCGAUGUUCUUAUCGUUUCCUGUGGUCGUGAUGUUUUUCCAGGGGAAGUUUUCCUAUGGUCUUUAAAAACUCGAGCUUAAAAUUUGAAUUUGAAAGUUAAUUUUAAAAAUUGAA